Messenger RNA from Amoebophrya sp. A120, 5872 nucleotides. Lineage: Eukaryota; Dinophyceae; Syndiniales; Amoebophryaceae. The record is from the annotation of a GenBank genome assembly.
GCGGGAUACUAUUAAAUAAUGGGUUUUCUGACUUAUAACUAGUCAUGGUAGAGAUUUAUCAAUCGAAAUCAUUAUGGCGCGUUAAUUAGUUGUGAAGCGAACAUCAAAAUAAAAAUAUGAGUAGCAAGGCCGGAGCAGCGCAGGGCCAGCAGCCGCGCAAGGGCGCGACGCCGCGGACCGCCGCCGGUGGGGCUACGUCAUCAUCCAAUAAGUCUCCGAAGCUCCAGCAGAUGGUGCAAGCUGCAGGUACGGCAAAAGCGACUGCUGGUGCUCCCACCAGUAUCAGUAAGGAAGAUGUUGCUUUUCUCAUCUUCAUGAUGCCUGAUGUGGCAAUGACUCCGUUCUUGCUCUUGUUUGGUCUUGUUAUUUUCAAGACCAACACGGUUGAUUCUUGAUUUCUCUAGUAAGUAGCACCAAAUAAUUUAUCGCAGGCCGCGGCACAUCACGUGCCGCAGUUGCUGGCGCCGCCAAGCAAGAAGACUCCGGCGCAGGAGGGACCAACAGGAAUACCAGUCCGCAGAAAUCUAGGCAACAAGGGCAAGGCCCGGAACAACAAGACAAUUCGUCGCGAUCCCCAAACAAAUCUUCCUUUACCACGGUGGUGAAACAGAUGAACGCCGCGCGAGCCCUAUCUCCCCGCCAGCGCCGCCCGGCCACUUCUCCCCUAACCUACAAGGAGCGGAUCAAGCUGCAUGUGGAGCGACGCAGGCAGCUGACAUCAAAUCCUGGGGAAGAAUUGUUCCCGCCGGUGGGAGGAGGAGGUGGUGGUACUAGUACUUCAGGAGCUCCUGCGAUGUCCUCCGGCGCAGCACACGAAGUGGACGCGUUUCAAGAGACGCCGGGCUUUGGCAUGCAGCCCGGGUCGGCGGAAGGUACAAGAACCAUGAAAAUUUGCUACGUAGAUGAGGUCCUGGGCUGUAGUUAUAGUCAACAAGAAGGCCAGCACAUAGCUCCUCACUACACUUUUUGCAUUUGCACUUUGACAUGGCAAAAAUGCGAUAAAAAACACUCUCGGACACCAUCACCACCACGACACCAGAUUCUCCAACCCAGAGCCAAUCUGUGGCGACGCUGGACCCUUCCCCCGACGGUGCGCACCGGCAGCAGGUGUAUCAUCCAUCCCGCAGCAACCACGGAAUCCAUCCAGACGACCCGAUGCUACGAGAUUACGCCGUGAGUGCUGUCGUCCCGGAGGAAAAUGACCCGGGAUUGCUUCUCCACGACAUGGUUUCCCCGAUCAAAAACGAGGGCAGGAUGCUGAUGGAGCCCUUCGCGCAGAAUGUAGAGGAGGACUUUGCAGCCAACACAACGCAUGGCAUACAGCAGGAACAGCUCUCCAUCGCACCGCCGGGAACCUCCGUUGCGCGGGCCAUGAGCGGCACCAGCUACUACGAUCAACAGCAGCGGUUUCGCGCGAACUCCGCGGAUAGCGCCCUGCAGAUGAUGGCGGGAGGAGGACAACAGCAACACCAGCAGAACCUCCACCUACAGGAGCCCUCAUUCCCAGCUCCUCCUGUCGUGAAAAAGAACGUGCUUGUCGUGGAGCUUCCUUUGGACCCCGAGACCACUAAAGCCUUCCCCUCGCAACACUGGCCUUCGGAAACGGAACAGGAACUGGAACAAAGGCUCUGCUGGGCGUUCGGAAUGCGGUUUGAUUUUUCCACCACGUCUUCCUCUACGGGGGAGAAAAAUAAGUUGAAGAUGAGGUUUGAAAACGAGGAAAUUUCAUCCCUGUUGAACCAGGUCCUGCCGAAGUUAUCGCACCAGGAGAAUCACCAGGACCACCGCAACAUACUGCACGACAUCGCGGACCAAGCUUUUUCGGAUACGGAGCAACAGGAAAAGCAGCACCACCACGCGCUGUCCGAGCGGGUGCGGAUCGAGUUCCUGGCCUACCGGAAGGCCCUGGAUGAACAGGAGCGGUCGCUGCACAUGCACCGCGCGCAACUGACCGAACAGGAACGGAAGCACCAGGCCGAGGUCGACGAAUUGCAAACGGAAAUCGCACGACUGCAAGCCGCGACCGAGACGCAGUGUGGCGAAUUACAAGCGUCGUUGGACCGGGCCCAAGAGGAAUUUGGGCUGGUCGAGAACGUCAGCGAAGAGCGAAAAUUGCUGCUAGGGGAGGCGGAAACGAAGAUUUUGCAGCUCGAAACUGCGAAGGGAGAGACGGAUGUAUAUAAACACUUCUUUUUUCUCAUGCUGGCCGCCAUGCACUUGAACAAUAAUCUGUAUCUUUUUGAUGAGAAUUCACUGCCAGACUGGCAGUGAGUGACAGUCGCUCCAUACUAGUACCCAGCUAUCAUUCAUCUAUCCAGAUCAACAAAGACUGAAGAUCCCGCACGUAUCUUAAAAAUGUAAGUUGUACAUACUUUCAUCUCAUUUUCAGGCCCAACUUCAAAUCUUCGAGCAGAAAGCGGAACAGCUGCAGACCGAGAAGGACAAACUAACCCUGGAGCGGACGGAGCUGCAGCACAAGCUCGAGGAGGUCGUUGCCUCUAACGAAAAAGAAAGAGACCAGGCAGAGAAGAAACGGGAGAGUCUGUUCCAGCAGAACACGCAUCUGCAAGCGGAGUACGAAGUCUUGACGGCGAAACUGCUACAGGCGAAAGACGAAGCCAAAGUCGCACUGCAGGAGAAGGAGCAGCAACGCGAGGCGUUGACAACGGAAAAGGAACGGCAAGUGGAUCAGCUGAAGCGGGAGAAGCACGUGAGGAACAGGACGAGAUGAAAUAUAACAAAUUCAAAUGCAUUUUUUCAAACCCUUUUUCCUCCCUGAUAGGCUUCUUCACUAGUUCACUACCGUACUGGUGCAAGCGCAAAGCCAAGGAGUUGCGUGUUGUCACAGCUUCCUCCCGCUGGUUCACGGCGUGCAUGGUCUAUUUUUCUUGACCCCAAAUAAAUCCUAGGACCUCCUCGCCACUGAGCAGCGUCGGCUUCGGGAAUCCGAGGCGCAAAUGCAGCGUUUCUACGAGGAACAGGAGCAGGAAUGGGUGCUCCUGUUGCAGCAGCGGGCCGACGACGUGAAGCGCAAGGAGGCCGACUGUGCGCGAAAAAUCAAGGACGCGCACGAGAAGCGCCGCGAGGAUGUGCUGCACGAGACAAACUCGCUGCAGGAACAGAUUCGCAAGGAGAACAGCGAGCUGCGAACCAAGUGCGCGCGGAUGGAAACCGCGAGUCGGAAUGCGAAGCAGGAGGUGGAAAGCGUGAAGAAGCAGAACAACAUGCUUUUACUCGACCGGCAGGACACGAGCGCGAAGUUGCAAAAGGCCCUGGAGACGAAGAGAAAUCUGCAAGAGCAGGUGGAGGAAUUGAAAACGGUUGUGCAGGAGCAAGCGGACGCUCUUGUUUCUAACCAGCCCCCUUUGAUGGACAGUAGUGCGUCGAGUAUGCUGAUGAGUUCCUAUUCCGCCCGCGGGGGAGGUGCAGGAGGACCCGCUACUUCCAGUUCCGCCGCGGGUGUACAACAGCGGUCUGUGCGGAGCGGGAGCGCCUCCGCGCGGGCCGCCUGGGGUGCCGGGCCCGGAGCUGCUACUGUGAACAACGCCACUCCGGGGCGGAGGAGACCACCGAACAAUUUGUCCGCGAGUAGUACUAGCAACCGAUACACCCCAAGACGCGAAAGAAAUAACCCGGCGUCGUCGUCCACAGCACAAAGCAUCCAUCAAAAGCCGCCACCGCUGUUGAAUAAGACUGCGACAAGGGCCGCAUCGCCACCGCCCGCGAACUACGGGGGAAGUAACUUAAACAAUAGCUCAUCGAAGGAAAGCAUUAUGACCGCUGACAAUGCACAUCAGGGGGAACAUCAACACCAACAACCCUUAAGUUACAGAACUCAAUCCUCGGUUCCCGACGAGCAUGAUGAAAUUGUGCAUCCUGGCGUGGCAAUGUCGAAUCAGGGCGGAUCUGUAGGACCACCAGCAGGAAAACCUCAAACACAAACGCAGGCGCUGAUCAAAGCUCGGCCCGCGGGGCUAACAAGCUCGCUGUCGUCCCUUUCCGCAAGCAGCAGAAACCCGUCUCCAGCAGCUGCCAUGUCGGGCGCCGCCUCUGGUGCUCAUCCAGCGUUCCAUCCGGGUGGUGGAGGUUCCGAAAACACAACACCGACACAGGCUGCCCAAUCUGGAGGAGGUGCAACUACGGGAAUAACUUUUGCCUCUUCAAAACAGCUCGCCCGGUCGGGGAGUGCAAGUAGCGCAGGUCUUUUCGGCGGUCCAGUUGCAACAAGCCCGGCGAGUUCAUUCAAGCACCUCUCAACCACGUUCAAUCCAGGUCUACGCGCACCCUCUCCACGGGCUGGUGCGCAGCAGCAGCAGCUUGUUUCAGGACCGAUGACAGCACAUAGUUCCGGCGGAGGGCGCCCGCCGUUAAUGAGUGCUAACAUGCAGAUGCAACAGCAGGCGUCGAACAGCAGCUCAUGUGUGAGCCCAACAGCGGCGGCUCACCAGCAUCAAGGCGGUGGAGGUCAACAACACAUGCAAAUGAGCAGCAGCCUCCGAUCGCUUUCUGGCUCACGCAACAUGCUGCAGACCGCACCCUUUCAAACUCGGCUUGGCGGAACGAAUAAUUUGAAUUAUCCGCUGAACAAUUUGUCCAGCAGUAGAGUGGGGGGCGUCGGAGGUACAACAGCAACUGCAGCUGCAGCAAAUCAUCCAAGUGCAAAUCAGUAUCAGGGUCAGGUUCCUGGUGGUACAGGAACAAUUGUUCAAAAUUUCACACCGCGCGGAGGGAACAUAGCUCAACAUUUCCAACAUAAGCAAAACCUCUCCGCCACCAGCAACACAAAUGGGUCCUCGUUUCGCUCACCGAUGGAAGGAAUCAUGUCGACCGGAAAUAAUAACCUUCUGACGGGGAGCCAGCCGCAACUCUUGAACUUGGACGUUUCGAACAUCAAUACACCAAAUCUGGAGAAUUCCUUCCACAGCGUCGGCACACCGGGGCUGCUUGGAACCGCUGGAAGCAACAGUUUGCAGAUGACGCGGAAUCUGUACGCCUCGGCGCAGCAGAGUCCGGUGAAUGCAGCAACGGGAGCGGCAGUAGGUGGCCCACCACCUCUUGCGGAGAACAAUGAUCAGGAGGCGAAGCUCGCGGCGAUGAUGGCAGACCGAGCGCGGAUGGAGGCUAUGGUAGAACGGAAAAAGCAGGAGCUGGCAGAGAAAAAACGACUGGCGUUACUAGCACAGCAACAGGCCGGCGCAGCAGCGCAAGGGUCAUAAGUAGUACCUCCAGAGUGCGCUCCUGCAGCUCCUCUGCAGAUUCAGCUCCUGAGCAGCACUUACUUUUUUGGUCGUGUUUCAUAUGAUUUACGCUUAUUUUCCAGAAGACGAGAAAACUUAAAUUCUACGACGAACAGUACCUGUAUCCAUGUCAAAAUAAAAAACACAACUCAGUGUCAGUCAGAUGAGAAAAAAAAGCUCUGGGCUCUACGAAUCAAUUUAAGACUUUUUCAUAGCGAGAAACAUUGAUAUGCACUUGUACGAUAAAACGAUCACACAAAGGAAAGAUGAACUUGAACUUGCAGUCAUGUACUAAAUCCAGCACAUUGAAGACCAUGACACGACUUGGCAACACCGCUCCUGCGCAACCUCAUGCUUGAGUGGCGUUGAGCUCGACGAGGACACCUUGAUUCGUAACACAGCGAAAUAUGUAAAUCUAAAUGUAUCACUCGAGAAAAUUUAGCACCACCAAAGUGGCAACAUGUUGUUGACACGACGACUUCUGACAUCUUCAAGUCCAUGCACUUACGACUGACGAUGUAAGUGACCAAGUUGCAGAUGCAAUGGCUAAAAAUAUUGGUUGACUCAGAAAUUCAACUUGUUGGCUCCGCGAAGCGCAAUGCCGAAGAUCAAGAUCCAAUAUCUCAUGCUCAAAU